GUGGUGGAUGCCGCGAAGCGCAGUGCUGGCCGGGGGGCGAGGACGCUGGAGGAGACCUUGGCCCAAUUUGGCUUGGACACCAUUGUGGCAAAGGAGCAGCAGACCUUCCACGGCGCGUUGCAGUCGCUCCUCACGGACGGCUACGAGGAGAUCACUCAAGAAGCGGGCUGGACUGGCGCAGAUAUCGAGGUUCAGAUACCCGAGAGGGACUUGGAACUUGAAGAGGAG
This is a messenger RNA of Symbiodinium sp. CCMP2456, 228 nucleotides long. Lineage: Eukaryota; Dinophyceae; Suessiales; Symbiodiniaceae. The record is from the annotation of a GenBank genome assembly.